UUUUCCCACUUUCCUUACUUUUAUGGCUUUGCUCCUUCCUCUCUUCUUCUCUUUCCUACAGCAAUUUAGCACUUAAAACAUCACUGUAAACUCACCUAACAUUCUUCUCAAAGCCCCCAAAUCUCUUAUUUCCUUUACUUUUUUUCUUCUAAAUCAGAUUAGAACCGUAGAUAUAGCUUCAACUUGCUAAAGAUAUCAGAUUUUGAGGAAUUUGGAGUAUUUUGCUUGAUCGGUUAGAUUCUGAUAAUUGAAUUUGGAUUCAAGUCAAAUCGGAAUUGAUUCAGGAAAAAGUUCAGUUUGCUUUUUCCUUGUCGAACUGGUGUUGCAAAAAUCUUCUAAAAAUGAUGAUUUUUGAAGAAAUAGGCUUUCCUGGAAAUUUUGAAUUCAUGUCUGAUCCUCUGGGUUGUGGAGGAGAUGUGGCGCAAGAAGUUGAACAUAAGCCGACAGGGGUGGAGGAGGAGGACUAUAGUGAUGAGGAGAUGGAUGUAGAUGAACUAGAGAGAAGGAUGUGGAGGGACCGAAUGCUUUUGAGGCGGCUCAAAGAGAAGAACAAGAAUAAAGAGGUAGGCGGUGAUGGUGCAAAGCAGCGUCAGUCGCAGGAGCAGGCUCGCAGAAAGAAGAUGUCUCGUGCACAAGAUGGUAUAUUGAAAUACAUGUUGAAAAUGAUGGAAGUUUGUAAUGCUCAGGGUUUUGUCUACGGGAUCAUCCCUGAGAAAGGGAAGCCCGUGACUGGUGCUUCCGACAAUCUUCGUGCGUGGUGGAAGGAAAAGGUCAGAUUUGAUCGUAAUGGCCCUGCUGCCAUUUCCAAGUAUCAGGCUGAUAAUCAGAUUCCCGGGAGAGUUGAGGAUUCAAGUGUGAUAGUUUCAACUCCCCACACUUUACAAGAGCUGCAGGAUACGACGCUAGGUUCCCUUUUGUCCGCGUUGAUGCAGCACUGUGAUCCUCCGCAGAGGCGGUUUCCCUUGGAGAAAGGGGUAGCUCCACCCUGGUGGCCUUCAGGUAAAGAGGAGUGGUGGGGUCAGUUGGGUCUGCCAAAUGAUCAAGUGCCACCUCCGUACAAGAAGCCUCACGAUCUUAAGAAGGCGUGGAAAGUUGGUGUUCUAACUGCAGUUAUCAAACACAUAUCCCCUGACAUUGCUAAGAUUCGCAAGCUUGUUCGACAGUCAAAGUGUUUGCAGGAUAAGAUGACAGCUAAGGAGAGUGCUACUUGGCUUGCUAUUAUCAAUCAAGAGGAGGCGUUGGCUCGUAAGCUGUAUCCUGAUAGCUACCCACAAGGCUCUUUAGCUGUCGGUAAUGGUUCCUAUUUCAUCAGCGAUACCAGUGAUUAUGAUGUGGAAGGAGUGGAUGAUGAGAGAAACAAUGAAAUGGAAUGUAAACCCCAUGAUAUCAAUCUCCUAACCGGAAGUAUGGUACCUAAAGAUAGGAUCUUGAUGCCAGCUUUAGCUCCAGUGAAAGGAGAAAUCAUUGAUUUAACUUCAGAUUUUAUCCAAAAGAGGAAGCAGCCAUCUUUUGAGGAGUCUGUUGAUCAAAAGAUGUAUACCUGUGAGUACCUUCACUGCCCAUAUAGCAAUUAUCAAGCUGGAUUCCUUGACAGGACUUCAAGAAAUAAUCAUCAAAUGGAUUGUCCAUUCCGUUUCAACUCUGCUCAACGACUUGGCAUGCCGCCAAAGUAUCAGAUCAACAAUGAGAAUAAUACAGUUUUUCCUGCUCAAACCGCUACUCCUAAGCCAGCUACUUCAUCAGUCACAGGUUCCUCGUCGAUGACUGUCUCUGGGCUUGGACUCCCUGAAGAUGGCCAGAGGAUGAUUUCUGACCUCUUUACAUUUUAUGAUAACAACUUGCAGCAAAAUAGUAGCAUCUGCUCUGGAAAUUCCAAGAUUCUAGCAAAUCAAAACAUGCAGCAGAACCAAACAGUUGAACUUCCGAUGGACGACAGCUUCAACCUGGGACAUCUGGACGCAGAAGCUCAAGAAACAAGCAUGACCAUGAAUUCAGCUUAUACUUCGAAUGAGUUUCAAUAUGAUCAAUGCAAGCUGCCCUUUGAUGCCCCAUUCGCCGGAAACUUAAACGAUAUUACUGAUUACAGAUUUGGUUCCCCAUUCAACAUGGGAGGAAGUGACUAUUCCAUAGAUCAGCUGACAAAGCAGGAUAUAUCUACAUGGUACCUCUGAAACAAGUCUUGUUGUUUCCCAUAUGAAGAGCUGAUAGGUUGUAUAUGUUUAGAUAUAAGUGAUCAGGGCUAUGUCCUUUAUAGACAAGUAUUGUAGUCUCUUUUGUGAUUUAGUUGAUGUUUUGAUGGUUGUAAGUGCUGAAGACAGUAUUAUGCUUAUGGAAAUUAUGCUUUAACUCA
This is a messenger RNA of Nicotiana attenuata, 2350 nucleotides long. RefSeq names its product ETHYLENE INSENSITIVE 3-like 1 protein. The record is from RefSeq and is a predicted model, not a curated record. NCBI's taxonomy places the organism in Eukaryota, Viridiplantae, Streptophyta, Magnoliopsida, Solanales, Solanaceae. Gene Ontology annotation, molecular function: DNA binding; DNA-binding transcription factor activity. Gene Ontology annotation, cellular component: nucleus. The transcript has 2 exons. The coding region runs from base 342 to 2171 and encodes 609 amino acids.